Exophiala dermatitidis NIH/UT8656 is the source of this 558-nucleotide messenger RNA. RefSeq names its product AAA family ATPase. The coding region runs from base 1 to 558 and encodes 185 amino acids. The transcript is spliced from 3 exons. NCBI's taxonomy places the organism in Eukaryota, Fungi, Ascomycota, Eurotiomycetes, Chaetothyriales, Herpotrichiellaceae. The record is from RefSeq and is a predicted model, not a curated record. Gene Ontology annotation, molecular function: ATP binding; ATP hydrolysis activity.
AUGAAAUGUUUGAACGAUAUUAUCCAAGGAAAAGGUCAAAACACCGUUGCCCUUUACAGCGGCCCUCCUGGUGUUGGCAAGACUUUGACGGCGGAAGGCCUAGCGGAAAAGAGGAAGCUUCCUCUCUACAGUGUGUGCGCGGGAGACCUAGGUACAAAUGCCGAACAUCUAGAAGAAAAUCUACUCGAAAUCACCUCGCUUGCCUAUAAAUGGGGAGCCAUCAUUCUGAUUGCUGAAGCCGACGUGUACCUUGCCGAGUGCUCUCUUCAGGAUGUCCAACGGAACGCCCUUUUAUCAGUCUUCCUCCGCCAUCUGGAGUACUUCCAAGGCAUCAUGUUUUUCACCACCAAUCGGGUCGCGACUUUUGACAUGGCAGUCCAAAGCAGAAUCCACUCUUCGAUCAGAUUCGGCGACCUCGGUAAAGAUGCGAAGAGAAAGAUCUGGAAAACCUUCUUGGGUAGGGUGAAAGAUGGGGGCUAUCAUAUCAGAAAAGGAAAUAGACAGCUCAAGUGUGAAAAAGGUCAAUGGAAGACAGGUAAGACGUGUCAACUAUGGUGA